This is a messenger RNA of Rotaria sp. Silwood2, 255 nucleotides long. Lineage: Eukaryota; Metazoa; Rotifera; Eurotatoria; Philodinida; Philodinidae. The record is from the annotation of a GenBank genome assembly.
AUGAAUGAUGAAUUAGAUUCAACAUCAGUGAUAAAUAAUGAAAAACGAACAUCAGCUGCUAAACUUGUUGAACGACUUGUUUCAAAUCAUACACUUGAACGUUUAAAUUUAUCAUCGAAUAAAAUAAAAUUUAUUCCAAGACAAAUAUUACAUUCAUUACCACAAUUACAAAUAUUUAAUAUAACAUCAAAUUUAAUUCGUGCUAUACCAAAUAGUUUAUCUCGUAGUGAAACACAUUUACAUAUAUUUCAUUAG